AUGCAGUUCAACGACCCUCGACCAACCGGCGGCCCUCCCGUCCCGGCCCUCGCCCUUCUCGCCGCCGUCUACCCUCCUCAUCUCUCCGACCUCCCCACGCCGCCGUCGACCCCUGUGCGGCCUGCGAGGCCGUUCGUCACCCUCACCUAUGCCCAGUCCCUCGACGGCAAGAUCGCAGGCCCCGGCGGCACCCAGUUGCAGCUCUCCGGACCCGAGUCGAUGCGCCUCACUCAUCACCUGCGAGUACUGCACGACUCGAUCCUGGUCGGCGUCGGCACCGUCCUCAACGACGACCCGCAAUUGACCGCCCGACUCCCCUCCCUCCUUCCCCUGUCGCAGCAACCUCGCCCCGUCAUCCUCGACUCGUCCCUACGCACCCCGCCAACCUGCAAGCUCCUCGUCAACGCCCAGCGCGGCAUCAGCCAUGGCGUCACGAUCGUCCACCGCGCGCUGUCGGCGACGAGCGAGGAGGACGAGGACUUGAGAAGGCGGGCGGCCGACCUCGAACGCGCCGGUGCACGCUUGAUCCCUCUCGAGCCAGACGAGCACGGCCUCCUCCCGCUCUCGGCCCUCCUCUCGCACCCGCACGCCUCGCACCUCCUCGGCCGCUCGCUCAUGGUCGAGGGCGGCGCGCGCAUCAUCGCGUCGUGCCUCGCCGCUCCGCCACCCGGCAUCGUCGACCUCGUCAUCGUCACCGUCGCGCCCGUCCUCGUCGGCGAGGACGGCGUGAGCGCUGUCGCGCCGCGCAAGGCGGGGCAGGGCGCGCCACCGAGGCUCGAGCACGUCAGGACCGAGCUGUUUGGGCAGGACAGCGUCGUUGUUGUGAGGCCGGUGUACGAGGGCGUCGAGGGCGAGGGCGGGGCGGCAUAA
Rhodotorula graminis WP1 is the source of this 870-nucleotide messenger RNA. RefSeq lists its product as uncharacterized. Gene Ontology annotation, biological process: riboflavin biosynthetic process. The record is from RefSeq and is a predicted model, not a curated record. NCBI's taxonomy places the organism in Eukaryota, Fungi, Basidiomycota, Microbotryomycetes, Sporidiobolales, Sporidiobolaceae. The coding region runs from base 1 to 870 and encodes 289 amino acids. The transcript is spliced from 4 exons. Gene Ontology annotation, molecular function: 5-amino-6-(5-phosphoribosylamino)uracil reductase activity.